AUGGCGUCUCAACAGAGCGAUGUUGAUGAACUGUUUGACGUGAAAAAUGCUUAUUAUAUCGGCAGUUUUCAGCAAUGUAUCAACGAGGCUCAAAAAGUGAAGGUAUGACGCAUAUUCUAAUGAUUUAAACGUGUUUAAUUCUAAUUUAUUUUCCCAUAAUUUGGCUUUAUCCGGUACCCAAUUGCUAACAUUUGUUAGCGGCCAUGCUACCUUCAUCCCCCGAGAAGGAAGUUGAAAGAGACACAUUUUUGUAUAGGGCUUACAUCGCUCAGAGGAAGUAUGCUGUUGUCCUGGAUGACAUCAGAGCCAAUUCCCCAGCAGAGCUUCAGGCCGUGAAGAUGUUUGCAGAGUAUUUAUCCAGUGAAAACAAAAGGGAUGCUAUUGUUGUGGAUUUGGACAAGCAGAUGGCAAAGAGUGUGGAUGCUGCUAACACCACCUUCCUUCUGAUGGCUGCUUCCAUCUAUUACCACGAGCAGAACACUGAUGCUGCUCUCAGAACUCUGCACCAAGGAGAAAGUCUGGAGUGCAUGGCGAUGAGCAUUCAGGUGCUCCUGGGUCUGGAUCGAGUAGACUUGGCGAGGAAAGAGCUGAAGAAGAUGCAGGAACAGGACGAGGAUGCUACUUUAACCCAGCUAGCCACAGCCUGGGUCAACAUUGCUGUGGGCGGAGAGAAGCUGCAGGACGCCUACUACAUUUUCCAGGAGAUGUCUGACAAAUACUCUGCAACGCUGCUGCUCCUGAAUGGACAGGCGGCCUGUUACAUGGCUCAGAACAAGUGGGAGGAGGCGGAGGGCGUCCUGCAGGAGGCCCUGGAUAAGGACAGCAGCCAUCCUGAGACGCUGAUCAACCUCAUUGUGCUGACUCAGCACUUGGGCAAAGCUCCCGAGGUUACAAAUCGGUAUCUGUCGCAGCUGAAAGAUGCUCACAAAGCUCAUCCCUUCCUGAAAGAUUAUUUAGCCAAGGAGAACGAGUUCAGCCGACUGGCCAUGCAGUACGCCCCCACCGCCUCAGCCUGAAGCUUCUGCUGAGGCAAACGGCGGUAAAACACCAGAAAAACGUCAUUUUAUGUCCUCCUGGAUGAUUUGUCAUGGAAAUCUGUGCAGUUUUGUUUAAAGCCACACAUUAUUUGUGAAAACACCUGAAACAUGGUCCUUUGUCAUACAAAUGUCAGCAUCUGUGUAAUAAAACAUUCCUGUAAAAUGAGAAUAAAGGUCUGUAACAGAAACCC
Messenger RNA from Oryzias latipes (Japanese medaka), 1228 nucleotides. It is a transcript of the gene cope, whose product is annotated as COPI coat complex subunit epsilon. Gene Ontology annotation, molecular function: structural molecule activity; protein binding. Gene Ontology annotation, biological process: endoplasmic reticulum to Golgi vesicle-mediated transport; retrograde vesicle-mediated transport, Golgi to endoplasmic reticulum; intra-Golgi vesicle-mediated transport. Lineage: Eukaryota; Metazoa; Chordata; Actinopteri; Beloniformes; Adrianichthyidae. Gene Ontology annotation, cellular component: COPI vesicle coat. The record is from RefSeq and is a predicted model, not a curated record.